AUGGGAUGUGUCUGUGUCCCAGAGCAACAUGAUGAGACAGGAAGGAAAGAAAGGGCAAUUUCUUAUCUGAGUCAGAAAUUCACUGAUUAUGAAACUAGGUAUUCCCCUCUUGAGAAGACGUGUCUGGCCUUAGUUUGGGCAACCAAAAGGUUGAGACAUUACAUGCUUGCUUAUCCAGUCAAACUACUCGCCAGGAUGGAUCUCUUGAAGUAUCUAUUUGAAAAACCUGCAUUGACUGGAAGGACUGCUAGGUGGCAAUUCAUUUUUUCGAAAUUGGAUAUCACCUAUGUUACCCAGAAGUCAAUCAAGGGACAAGCAGUGGCCGAUCACCUGGCUUCGCACCCAUUGCCGGAUUACGAGCCGCUCAGAACUGAUUUUCCCGAUGAAGAGAUCUUGUUUGCCACGGAAGAAGAAGGGCCUAUGUCUGAUGAAUGGACGAUCUAUUUGGAUGGCGCUAUGAAUGAAGACGGAAGCGGUGUAGGUGUUGUGCAACUAUCGCCAGAGAUGACCAGGAUCCCAUUGGCCUUCAAGUGGAGUUUCCCAUAUCGGCCAGGCUCUACUUCACCUGGACUCCUUGCCAGUCCAUCUGAUUCUGCCACUCCAAAUAUCACUGGUUCUGUCAUUACAUUGCCUCUGCCUAUUACUCAGGAUUCACAGGCCACCAUGGCACCACCUGCACCUGCAGGCGGCUACAGAUACAUCAGCUUCACUGGAACUCUGGCGGCUAGCAUUGUGCAUUGGAUCGAUGGAUAA
This is a messenger RNA of Syzygium oleosum, 753 nucleotides long. RefSeq lists its product as uncharacterized. The coding region runs from base 1 to 753 and encodes 250 amino acids. NCBI's taxonomy places the organism in Eukaryota, Viridiplantae, Streptophyta, Magnoliopsida, Myrtales, Myrtaceae. The record is from RefSeq and is a predicted model, not a curated record. The transcript is spliced from 2 exons.